Messenger RNA from Trichomonas vaginalis G3, 1188 nucleotides. RefSeq names its product protein of unknown function, DUF563 family. The transcript has a single exon. The coding region runs from base 1 to 1188 and encodes 395 amino acids. The record is from RefSeq and is a predicted model, not a curated record. NCBI's taxonomy places the organism in Eukaryota, Parabasalia, Trichomonadida, Trichomonadidae. Gene Ontology annotation, molecular function: glycosyltransferase activity.
AUGGACUACAAGAUCAACUUCAAUGCACACAAGUCAGGUGUCCACAAUCUAGAGGUUUAUUACGGAGUUGAAGUACCUCAUAAUUUUUCUGCAACUAAAUCAUACCAUUAUGUCGAAAAUUCAGGCCAUAUAUUCUACAUAUUACAAUUUUCAUCCGGUUUCAUGAAUGAAAACUUUCUUUUUUUACCGCCAUCAGGAUUAGAUCGUCCUUACGGUUUAGUUCCAGAGCUUGAGUAUCUUUUCUGGAAGAACAAAGAGCAUAUCAUCUCUUUUUCCGAUACCCGUGAAUGGCACGUAAGCGUAAGCUGGGAUAUCAAAAACGGUGAAGCACAAUUGACAAAUUCAGAUAAUUGUCGGAAAUCGAAUUCUUCUCAUCAUUUAAACUUCUGUGAAUGGCCAAAACAAGUUUCAAACCCUUCAAUAGAUGGAGCAGUAAUAGUUAAUGCUGGCCACUAUAUAGAUUUAUACCAGCAUUUCUAUGACAACGCGCAACCUCACAACGCAAUUUCCCUUUUGACAACUGGUUUGUCUCCGAAAGACGUGACAAUAUAUACACAAGCAUGCGGAAAUUUGGUACACCAGAUGCAAGAUCAUAUGGGAUACAAGAGCCAAGUCACGUGCCAAGGCAAGGGUGUUCGUGUUAGCGCGAAAAGAUUGAUAUUGGCUGCUGUCGUGAGAGUUUGUCAUCCAUGGUAUUUCGAUUGGUUCACGAGUUUAAUGGAUUUGCCGGAAUUGAAAAGGGAUAAAAUAAUAUUAUUGCCGAGAGGAGGAAUAUUUGGAGGAAAAGGUGAAAGAAUUAUAGAUAAUCUCAUAGACUUAGUCGAACCUCUUUCUAAAAUUUAUGGACGUGAAAACAUUAUUGUUUUCAACAAAGAUGAUUAUAGGAAUUUUGAAAAACUUAGAGAUUUGUUUUCUUCGGCAAAGAUUGUUAUUGGACCUCAUGGAGGCGCUUUCUACAACGCAUUCCUUGGAGGAAAAGAUAUUGUUGUCGUGGAGUUGCUUCCAAUACAAAUGGAUGGAACUUAUCCUUCUUCCACUUUUGGAAAUAUGUGUAUUUAUUCAAAUUCUCAAAUGCUUGGACAAACAUUGUUUAGGUACUAUACGAUAUCAUAUAAUAUCAAUUAUAAAAUAGAUAUAGACGAUUUCAUGGAUUGGUUUAAAUAUUAUCCAAUGAGACAAGUAGAUUGA